Penicillium riverlandense is the source of this 969-nucleotide messenger RNA. Its product is annotated as alpha/beta hydrolase. The record is from RefSeq and is a predicted model, not a curated record. NCBI's taxonomy places the organism in Eukaryota, Fungi, Ascomycota, Eurotiomycetes, Eurotiales, Aspergillaceae. Gene Ontology annotation, molecular function: hydrolase activity. The coding region runs from base 1 to 969 and encodes 322 amino acids. The transcript is spliced from 3 exons.
AUGGCUGACCGUUACGCGGAAUCCUGGCUCCAGUUAGAGACCGCGACUGGUGGUAGGACUGCCCUCCAGGGGGGUGUCUCUGAUAUCCGUGCCCAAUUCGCGGGUCUCUUUGCAGCCCUUUCCCCCGGCUACCCACUUCCCUCGGACGCGGUAGCGGUGACAAAUGGCAAUGUCCAAGGUGUUGGAUAUCGCAUUUAUACACCGCAGUCUGGUAAGACGAUGGGCCCUCUGCCGCUCGGGGUUUUUAUGCAUGGCGGUGGAUUCAUUCUCGGUGACCUUGACGCUGAGGAUUUUCUGUGUCGAGAGUUUGCCGAAAAGGCCGGAACAAUUCUCAUCAGCGUCGACUACCGCCUCGCUCCAGAGCAUGAGCAUCCGGUGCAGCUGCAAGACACGAUGACUAUUAUCGAAUGGGCAUAUGCGAAUGCGAGCUCUCUUGGCGCCGAUGCAAACCGUCUCUUCACCAUUGGCACCUCGGCUGGUGCGACUCUGGCUCUUCUAUCUGCGCGAAAGAUUGUGAGCGGCAGAUCCAAGGUGCCUGCAACCGCUCUUUCUGGAGUUAUUGCUGUCAGCCCCGUCACGGUUCACCCGGACAACAUCCCCGAAAAAUUCCAAGCAGCCCACAACUCUUACAAAGAGUUUGGGGAGGGUGCUCCGGUCCUUACUCGGUCCGUGAUGACACAGUUUCUUCAACUUGUGCGUGCAACCCCUGAAGACUCUAGCAGCUUCAUACUGCUUGACGAUACCGUAUUGGGCAAUUUCCCGCCAGUGUAUGUCUCGACUGCUGAAUGUGAUCCCUUACGGGAUGACGGUAAAGUCCUGGCAGCUGCCUUGAAAGAUGCAGGGGUUAGCGUUCAUGAGGUUCUCUACAAAGGGAUGCCUCAUUGUUUUUGGUUCUUCAACACUCUUCCCGAGUGGUCUGCGUUUAGUCAAGACACUGUUUCCGCUAUUAAGUGGAUUCAGUCACGAUGA